AUGGCCUCGGCAUAUGCGAAAGACGUCCCGGCCCUGAUCCCGUUGGAGAAGGCUGGACCCAAGGGCUACAUUCGCUUCGUCUUCCCCAUCGAGCUGCCCGAGAACUACGACAGUGACGAGUGCUUCCGCAUUCUGAAGGACGGCCUCGACGCCGCCAAGCAGCGCCUUCCCACCAUUGGGUGUGAGGGCGUGCCCGACACCGCCGCGAAGCAGGCCGGCGUUCUGAAGUUACAGAAGUACACCGACUACGACACCAUCACGUCCAAGGACCUCCGAGAGCCCGGCGCGUUCCCGCACACCUACCUUGAGCUCAAGGACAAGACCUUCCCGGUUGCCGCCUUCCCGGGUGACCUGUUGUGCCGGCGUUUCACCUGGCCGUCGCCCGGCGAGCGGCUGCCUACGGUCGACUUCCAGGCCAACUUCAUCCAGGGCGGCCUUCUCCUGACUUGCUGCUUCUUUCAUGUCUUCGGCGACGCCAAGACCUACUACACCAUCCUCGAGACGUGGGCCGAGGAGUGCCGCCGCCUUCAGGGCGAGACGGGCCCCCGCAACGAGGUGCCCGACGUCUUCUUCACCGACCGCGAGAAGCACAUGAAGCCGUCGGGCCGCAACGCCGGCCGUGUCAAGGAUCACCCCGAGGUCAUGGUGCUGCCCUUUACGCCCCCAGGCUUCCCGCCCAAGAUGAUCUCGCGCGAGCACGUGGGCCAGGUCUUCCGGCUCACGGCGGAGCAGCUCGCGGCCCUCAAGGCCGAUGCGUCGCCGACCAACGCCACGGAGCCAACAGACCAAAAAUACGUGUCGAGCAACGACGCGCUGUCGGCGCUGAUGUGGCGCUCCGUCAUGAACGCCCAGUUCCCCCUCGACGAGCUCAAGGAAGACCCCACGUCCAUCUUCAAUAUCGCCAUCGACGGCCGCUCGCGCACCGAUCCCCCCGUGCACCCGCGCACCCUGGGCAACUGGCUCGGUUGGGUGGUGGUGCAGACGCCCAUCCGCAAGAUGCUGUCGACGGCCAGCCUGGCCGACAUCGCCGUGCUGAUCCGCAAGUCCGUGACGGGCCUCAGCGACCAGUACGUCGACGACCUGAGCGCGCUGUUCGAGAGUGUCGAGGACGUGGACCGCGUCGUUGCCACGGCGUUCCUGGACGUGCCCGGCUACAACUGUGUGCAGACGUCCUGGAUCAACUUGCCCGUCUACGAGCUGAACUGGGGCAAGACACUCGGCAACAAGGUCCAGGCGUGCCGCAGUCCGGAUGUCGGCGUUAUCAACGGUGGCUCGCUGGUGGUGCCGGCGUUGCCUGAGGGUGGGAUCGAAAUCCUCGUUGGUGUCGAAACGAAGUGCCUGCCUAGGUUGCUGAAGGAUCCGUUGCUGGCCAAGUAUGCCACCGCUAUCACGCUGUAG
Molecule: messenger RNA, 1398 nt
Organism: Anthostomella pinea
Lineage: Eukaryota; Fungi; Ascomycota; Sordariomycetes; Xylariales; Xylariaceae
Source: the annotation of a GenBank genome assembly